Molecule: messenger RNA, 3908 nt
Organism: Paramecium primaurelia
Lineage: Eukaryota; Ciliophora; Oligohymenophorea; Peniculida; Parameciidae
Source: the annotation of a GenBank genome assembly
AUGCUAAAUGAUUCAUAAGAUAUCGCAAGCAAAUUACAAUGUUAAAUAUCAAAAGAAGUUAAUGAAAUAUUGCAAAUAGAAAAUAUUAAUCGAAAUGAAUAUGGAAUUUAUAGAACUAAAAAAGGACACCUUAUAAAAUUUGAUGAAUUCAAUGACUAUAUCCUCGAUUAAGAUGUUUUAGUUUACAUUGAUAAAAAAGUGAAAAGUUAAUAUAUUGUAAGAUUCAUCCAUAAUCAUUUUAGAUGUAACUUGAAUUUGAAAAAAAUUAUGAUAUUGAAUAAUAUGUUAUAGAGGGUAGAAAUUAUGUCUACAUUAGAACAAAAUUAAUGAAUAUGUAGAAUAAAUAAGAGAUAAUAAAUUUGCAUUUAUUAAAUAUUUAUUAACAAGGGUCUAUUAAAUAACUAAUAUAGGAAACUCUUAAUGGACUUUAGUUUAGCUUUAAAUUUAAAGAUUAAUAAGAUUAUUUUGUAUAGAUAAUAUUUGCUACUUUGUUUGAUAAUGAUUUUAAGGGAACUGAAUCAUAAGUGAAUAAUCUAGUUUAAUAAAUAUCAAAAAAUUAUGUUUCUUGUCAAAUAAAUGAAUGUAAAAAGGAUAAGGAACUAUUUAAUUUACUUUAAAAUAUUUAAUUAUAAUAGAUUCCUCCAAAAUUUAUAAAAGAAUGUAUACAUUUAAAUAUAUAGUUAGGUUCAUUAAAGACAUCACAAUCUAUUUAGUAUUAUACUCUAAUAAACUAAAUUUAUGCUGCAAAUAUUGAAUUGGAAGAGAAGAAUGAAAUAAAUUUUAAUAUUGAAUUUACAUUAGAAUGUAUAAGAUUGAUAAAUUACAUUGAAGAAAGAAAUCAUAUAAAGAUGGAAUUUGAUUAAUACUUUUGCAUUGAUAAUUUGAUAUAUCAUUUUAGAUUUAGUUCAAGUAGAAAUUAUUGAUUAAUUUAAGUUAGUUCAAAAUUAAUAAAGAUUUAACUAUUAUGUAAUACUCAUUUAAGUUAACAAUGAUAUCAACCAAAAUCAAUUAAUAGAAGAAUUGUUUUUUAUAAUAGAGAACUUAAAAUGUUAAAAGAAUAUAUAACAAAAUAAUCACAAUGUAGAAAAAAUCAUCUAAAUGAAUUCUUCAUUUAUUUAACAAUAAUAAAAUUAAAAUAAAGAAGGAAUUAAAAUUUAAGAAGAUCCUAAAAAAAACAUAUUUAUUGAAGAAAAUAUAAUGAUUAACAUAGAUGAAGGAAUUUAGUAAAUUAAUACCUAAUCAAAAUUAUUGUAUUCUAAUAAUAAUGAAAAAAAUGAGGGAACACAAUUCAUACAAAUCAAUUAAUCUUAAGGAAGCAUACCUUAAGUUGAAAUUAAAUAAGACUUACCAUUAGAAGAAGAUUAAGAUAUUAAAAUAUAAUAAUAACAAUUUGAUACUUAAAAUAUAAUUAAUGAUGACAUCUUUGAUUAGCCUUUAUAAGUUGAACAAUAAUAACAUUAAUAAAGACUAAAUUAGAUAGAUUAAUAUGAAAAGAAAAUAAAAGAAACUUAAGAAAUUCAAGAAUCUAUCAAUUUUAAUAAUUCUGAUAAAAAAUAAUAGUAAGAAUAAAAAAUUGAAAAUAUAGUGUUUGAUGAAUAUAAUUAAUCUAGAUUAUAAUAGUAGGAUAAUUUAACAAAUUAAAAUAUCAUAGAAAAAUAGUUAUAAAACAAUUAAUAAGUAUAAUAACAUAAUCAUUAAAAUUAAAUUUAAGAUGAUCUUCAAAAUGAAUAAUAACAUCAUUAUGAUUAAUAUGAAUCUCAUUAAAAUCAUCAUCAUCAUCAUCAUAAUCAUCAUUAUAAUGAAUAAUUUAGAAGUAUUUAAUAUGAAGAUGAAUAAUCUUAUUCUGAAUAUGAAAUACCAAUCCAUCAUCAUCAUCACCAUCAUCAUCACUCAUUCCAUCAUCAUAAUCAUUAAUUAGAUAAUACUUUUUAAGAAAAUGAUGGUUAUAAUCUAAGAGGUUAAAAUGUAGUUUCUAAAAGAAAUAAUUUAAGGGGUAACAAAUUUAGAGAUGAUUCUUUGAAUAACAAUAAUGAUCCAGAAAUAAUUGAUAGAAUCAUUAUAGAAUAUAAUUUUUCUUAAAGAGAAAAUGAUGAAUUAUAAGAACAAUAGUAAUAAUAGCCAAAUUAAACAAAAAAAGAUCAUAAAAAAGAAAAUCCUAUACCAGGCCCUAAAAAAUAAUAAAUCUAAUAUGGAGAUGAUGAAUCACAAUAAUCUAAUAAUAAAAACACUUAAAAUCAAAAUAAAAAUCAAUAGAGUAUUGAUAAUCAAAAUAAAAAAUAAAAAAGUAAAACAUAAAGUCAAUCAAAUGAUGCAGAAGAAGGGGAAAAUAAUGAAUAAGAGAAUAAUGAUUAAACAUAAAAUGAUAAAUAAAUUGAAUAAAAUGAACCAAAAAAAUCAUCUACUUAAAAAUAAAAUAAUAAUUAAGAUAAGGACAAUAAAUAAUAAUAAAAUGCGUCUUAAAAUAAAAAUGCAAAAUCAUUAGAUAAAAGUGGAACAAAUUAAUAGGAGGAAGAAGAAAGUAAUCAAAAUAAUAAUGAAGAUGAUGAAAAUAAUUCAGAAUAAAAGGCUAAAUCAAAGAAUAAGAAUAAUAAAUAAAAAAAUUAAGAAAAUUAAGAGGAAAAUGAAGCAUAGAAUGAGAAUGAUGAUGAAGAAGUUAAAUAAUAAGAACAAGAUUAAGAAUAAGCAGAAGCAGAAAAAGAAAAAGAAAAUGAGGAUGAAGAAGAAAAAGAGGAAUAAUAAUAAGAUGAAAAUCAAGAAGAAUAAGAGGAGAAUGCUUAAGAAAAAUAAUAGGAUAAGCAAAAGUCCAAGACAAAAAAAAAAUAAUCUAAAGAAAAUGAUAAGGAAAAAGAAAAAGGAAAGAAAAAUAAAUAAAAAACUUAAGAUUUAGAAGAGGAAAAUAAUGAGAAUGAAAAUAUUGAAGAUGAAGAGGAAUUAUAUGAUUUUAAUGGUAGAUACAUACCUAAUGAUCCAUUUUAUGAACAUCGAAAAUCAAAAAGAGGAAGAUUUCCUUUCAACUAUCCAACUAGAGAUCCAUAUCAAGAUAUGUUUGAAGAUGAACGAUUUUGGAGAUAUGAAACUAUGAGAAGACAAUAAGUAAGGUUUCCUUUUAAUGGAUAUCCUUAUAGACAUAGAAAGUAAACAGUUGAUCAUUCACCUUUUCCACAUGUUAACUCUUAUUAUAAAAUGCAUCCUUAUUAGCAAUAGACUUAUCAUUGUUCACCUUGGGUUGGUAGAGACUUUUAUCCUGAUACUGGUUAUGGAAUGAGUAGAGUAACAGCUGCUUAUAAGGGUAGAUAUACAGAUCCUGAUUAAGUGUUAAGAGAUUUAACAAUAAAAUAAUAAUAAUAAAAACAAUGGAAAAAAUCUAUUUAAUAAUAUAGAGAUUAAGUAGGAUAUAAGUAAGGGGACUACGAUCUAGACUUUUAGCCAGAUUAUUCUUAAUCAUAUGAUAAUAUUGUAUAAUAAUAUCCUGAUUAUGAUUCAACUAUUUAAGAUCCAAGUUAAUUUCAACCAUAUGAAGAAGAAUAAAAAAAGACUUAUGAUUAUUUGAAUGAUCCUUAAUAUAAAUUUAGAUAGGGCAAAAAACCAUUGGUAAAAAAUGAUAGAAUAAAAACAUUUAAUCGUUAUUAGGAGGAUACAAAUGAUUGUUUUGUGGUUUAUGAUUAAUGCAAUUUUUAAGGAAAUAGAUUAGAUUUAUGUGGAGAAUAUCCUGAUAUUCCAUAAUAUAUAAAUGGAUUUAAGAUUUUCUCUUUUAUUGUACCUGAUAAUUUAUAAAUAAGAUUUUUUCAAUCAACAGAUUUUGAAAGUAUUAAUAUUAUUUAAAUAAAUUAGACAAUGUUUAAAAUGUUGAAGGAACAUCUGAUUGUUUAAAAGUACCAUAUGAAUUAGUUCCAAAUUUAUAAUAAUGA